AUGUCUGAGCGACAGCAUCAGGCACUGUUUUUUGCCGCUGGAGCCCUGCUCAAUGUCCGGUCUACGGCUGUAUUUCAGCCGAGAAAAGCCGCCAAUACUCGCGUAAGUCAGACUCAUUUCGCUGGGCAGAGCAUUGAAUUGACUCGAUGGCUCAUAAGGCAUGGUGCUGAUCCAAACGCACGAUGUGCUUGGGAUAUCACUCCUUUGUCUGCUGCAAUCUGCCGAGGGUCGUUAAGCACUAUCAAGCUGAUGCUCCAAUGCGGCGGCGACACGCGCUUUGGGCAGCUGCUGCAUUUUGCAGUGGAGAGGGGGUCACCUGAUCAGCUAGCUAUCAUCGACAUGCUACUAGCAUUCGGUCUUUCAGUGAAUGCUCGCAUGUUCGAGAACUGUAGAACCUCAUGGACAUACAACAAGCCAUACGGAAUGGGAACCGCUCUGCAUAAAGCAGCAGAGCUUGGCAAGCUGGAUGUUGUGACUUAUUUGCUUGAGCGCGGCGCAGAUCCCCUUAACCGCCUCCGUUCCACUUUCCAUGCUAAAUCCGCGAAGCUGUCCGAUUGGGGCUCGGAUUCAGCCGUAGUGGAGCUCAAGGUUAAGAAGCCGACACCUUCACGAGUCGUCCUUCAAGUGAAGGUCUACAACAAGGUAUAG
This is a messenger RNA of Pseudocercospora fijiensis CIRAD86, 648 nucleotides long. RefSeq lists its product as uncharacterized. The coding region runs from base 1 to 648 and encodes 215 amino acids. The record is from RefSeq and is a predicted model, not a curated record. Lineage: Eukaryota; Fungi; Ascomycota; Dothideomycetes; Mycosphaerellales; Mycosphaerellaceae. The transcript is spliced from 8 exons. Gene Ontology annotation, molecular function: protein binding.